CAAACGAUUGAUUAUUUUGAAAUUGGACUUUCAUCUCCUUUUAGAAAAGCACUCUUUGUGUUUAUAUGGUACUUUAGAAUUGGAAGAAGUCCUUCAACUUUCCUGUGGUUCAAGAAUGUAUUUCCCAAGUACUCUAUUUCAAUGAGUGCGCAUUAAAACAGACAAAGUGAAUUCCAUUAUGCAGUACAGACGAUGAUAGUGGUGUAGUGCUCUAGUUAGUAGUUAGUUAGAACUAACUCCAUGUUGCAGUGUUAUAUUGAUCGAGAAAAAAAUCUUCCUUCAGCAUUCUUAGACUUUUCUGUACUUUAAGUUCUGCGAUGCCUGUGUCACCUUCUGUCUCGACCUCGGUUAGCAUCUGUCCACCUUCAUCAUGGACAAGACUGAGUCCAUCGCCACUGUGGACGACGCCAUCAAAAAACUUGCCCUUCUCGAUUCAAAAGACAAGAUUUGGACUCAGGAAAUGCUCCUGCAAGUCACUGAUAAGGCAGUCAGGCUGCUGGACUGUGACACCCAGGAGGAGCUGGAGAACUUCCCCCUACCCACAAUCCAUCUGUCUCAGGCCGUGCUAAAUCAGACGCGUUACCCGUCCGUGCUGCUGCUUGUGUGUCAGGACAAUGAGCAGCACCGGCCGGACAUCCACUUCUUUCACUGUGACGAGGUGGAGGCUGAAUUGGUUCAUGCAGAUAUAGACAGUGCCCUCGGAGAUAACAAAUAUGGAAAGAAAUCGAGGCUUCAGACACUCAAAAUUAACCAGGAGAAAAUGAAGCACCGAAGAGAGACCAUCCUUCCCCAGUCGCCCCCCAAGGCCGCCCCUGUUCCAAAGGGACGCGUUGCUGCCCCAAUCCCGCAAGGUGAGAAUUACCAUGAUCGAAUCUGUAAAAUUUGAAUGAGAAAGAAAAGU
Hippocampus comes (tiger tail seahorse) is the source of this 901-nucleotide messenger RNA. Its product is annotated as epidermal growth factor receptor kinase substrate 8-like protein 2. Gene Ontology annotation, molecular function: actin binding. The coding region runs from base 371 to 886 and encodes 171 amino acids. Gene Ontology annotation, cellular component: ruffle membrane; plasma membrane; vesicle. The transcript is spliced from 4 exons. Lineage: Eukaryota; Metazoa; Chordata; Actinopteri; Syngnathiformes; Syngnathidae. The record is from RefSeq and is a predicted model, not a curated record. Gene Ontology annotation, biological process: regulation of Rho protein signal transduction; positive regulation of ruffle assembly; Rho protein signal transduction.